Pseudonaja textilis is the source of this 1665-nucleotide messenger RNA. NCBI's taxonomy places the organism in Eukaryota, Metazoa, Chordata, Lepidosauria, Squamata, Elapidae. The record is from RefSeq and is a predicted model, not a curated record.
AUGGUGGGCCAGCGCGGCUGCUGCUGCUGCGGCUCUCCGGGGACCUUCGCCUGCCACAAGGCUGGGCGGGCCGAGCCGGCCGCGUCGCCCGGGCGACCAUUGUUGGGGAGCGGCCUUCAGGCGGAGGGACCGGGCCUGGUCCCGGGGCGGCAGCCCCCGCGGCCUCCCAUCCCGCCGCCGGGGCGGCCGCGAGGGGGCAGCGCAGGACCGCCGACCCGGAGGCCGCCGCCGCCGCCGCCGCCGCCCUGCCUCGCGGGGCCGUUGUUCCCGCCGAGCGAAGGUUCCGCCCGGGGUUCGCCGAGCCCGGGGGACCGUUUGGGCGGCGCACGGGCGGAGCGCCACUUCCGGCCCGCCUGGCCCGGGAAAAAAGGGGGCGCCGCGGGGACCCGUCGCGCUCCGGGCGAUCGCUCGGCUUCCUGGAUCGGGCGGAAGCGUCGGCUGGAGGGCUCCGGGGAGCAGGACGAGGGGGCAGCUGUCUUCCCUCCCCCAGAAGACACCUCGGUGGAAGAUUUCCCAAGUCACGACUCCAGCGAGCAAGACCCCUUGCUCCAGAAACUUCAGGCUCUCUGGGUAUGGAAGGACAUGGAAAAGCUCCGAGAAGAAAUGCGCCUGGGCUUCGCCAGCCUGCCCGACCCGUUGGCCUGGCUCCUGGAUGUGCUGGAUUGCUGCAAGGACUGGGGAGGGCCGGGCUUGCUGGUCCACAUUGUCCGUGAGCUGCAGGGCUGGAUAAAGAACCAUGCCAGGGAUCAGCCGUCCGGCUUAAAGCUGGAGGAGCUGCAGGCUCGUCUCUUGACCUGCCUGACCCGGUGCCACGUCAGCCUGCUGCAGCCCCUGGUCAGCCUCUAUCAGCUCCACACUGCAGACUCUCACCGUUUGCUGGGCUUCGUCGACCAGCUCUGCCAGCAGGGGAAGUUCAAAGAGGCUGCUAUUUUAAGUAUAAAACUGAAACUGCAACCAGACCUGGAAUUUGAGAAGGUGUGCGUCCCGUUGCUGCUUCAGGACAGAAUGGAACUCAUCGAAGCUUACGUGGAAGGCAGCCUCGAGCUACAGCAGAGCCUCUUGCAACUCCUGGACUCCUGGUCCGUUCCAGGCUUCCAGAUCAAAGACCUCGCUAGACAGUAUCGGGCCCUGCCUGGCAAGUGGCCGGAAAAGAUCAACCACAGGACGAUGAAUAAAGUAGCCUUCCGGUUGCUGCAGAAGUACAGCCUGGACCCAGUGCUUUAUCCCCAUAUUCUCAACCAGCGACACCUGGGCACCUUGAAGUACCUGCUCCACAAGAGAUUUGUUGAGAAAUCCAUGACGCAAGAAAAUUGGUCCGAUCACAUCCAGGGCAUCAUCGAGGACAACCAGUGGCUGCAAGAGCAGCUGGUCCAACUCCUGGUCCGUUACGCUGGCCUUGAGGUGGCUGUCCAGUGGGCCCGGCACUACAGACUCCUGGGGGACAGCUUGCCGCCUGGCCUGGCAGCCAGGAUGGACGAGCCAGCCAUCCCGGAGAGGGACGAUGCCUCCCAGCAGGGCCCGAGCGCCUGGGACAGCCUGCAGGAGGGCUGCUAUCAGCUCCCCGUGCCGAGGGCGGACGUCCUUUUCUUAUCAACCUGGGAAGAGGUGAUGGCGUGCCAGGAACAGGUGCUCCAGGUGAGGACUUCUUUCCCUCCUCUGGCUUAA